GCAUAUCGAUCUUCGAUCGAGCGUUUCUCUCGGCCGUUUCGGAGGAGAGAAGCGUUCGCGGCUCUCGCCGGAAUUCUCCCGGUUUUCCUUCUCUCUCUUUCUCUCUCUCACUUUGUCUCUGUCCAGCCGCUGAAUCUUUCUCCCGUUGUAACGGGGCGAGCGUUGUAACAAAGUCGUGUGACAUCAAGCUUUUGGCGUUUGAAGGAACGUGAGACACGCACACACGAGCAGGAAGGAUGAACGACAUGGAGGCCUACGGGGAUGGAUACAUGGCACCGGAGGAGGAAUGGGAGAGGGAGGGUCUCUUGGACCCCGCCUGGGAGAAGCAGCAGAAAAAGACAUUCACAGCUUGGUGCAACUCGCAUCUACGUAAAGCAGGCACUGCCAUCGAAUCGAUCGAAGACGAUUUCAGGAAUGGGUUGAAACUGAUGUUGCUGCUUGAGGUGAUCUCAGGCGAGACCCUUCCAAGGCCCGACAGAGGCAAAAUGAGAUUCCACAAGAUCGCCAAUGUGAACAAGGCUCUUGAUUAUAUCGCCAGUAAGGGCGUCAAGCUGGUUUCAAUUGGCGCGGAAGAAAUUGUUGACGGCAAUCUAAAGAUGACUUUGGGAAUGAUAUGGACCAUUAUCUUGAGAUUCGCGAUCCAGGAUAUCUCCGUGGAGGAGAUGACCGCGAAGGAAGGACUGUUGCUUUGGUGCCAACGCAAGACGGCGCCAUACAAGAACGUCAACGUGCAAAACUUCCAUCUAUCCUUCAAGGACGGCCUCGCGUUCUGCGCUCUUAUUCAUCGUCAUCGGCCCGAUUUGAUCGAUUACAACAAACUCAGCAAGGAUAACCCACUGGAGAACUUGAACACUGCCUUCGAUGUCGCUGAAAAGUAUCUCGACAUUCCUCGCAUGUUAGAUCCCGAUGAUUUGAUCAACACUCCUAAGCCGGAUGAGCGAGCUAUCAUGACGUACGUGUCCUGCUACUACCACGCGUUCCAAGGUGCCCAGCAGGUCAAUAUGCGAAAUACGGCAAUGCCUGAUGAGAGGGCCGUGAUGACCUAUGUUUCUUCAUACUACCACUGUUUUAGCGGUGCUCAAAAGGCAGAGACAGCGGCUAACAGAAUCUGUAAGGUACUAAAGGUGAACCAAGAGAACGAGCGUCUCAUGGAGGAAUACGAACGCUUGGCUUCCGAUUUGCUCGAAUGGAUACGACGAACGCUACCGUGGCUCGCGAAUCGGCAGACCGACAAUUCCCUCGCCGGUUGUCAGAAGAAGCUGGAGGAGUACAGGACGUAUCGGCGCAAGCAUAAGCCGCCGCGUGUCGAGCAGAAAGCUAAGCUGGAAACGAAUUUCAAUACCCUUCAGACGAAGCUGAGGCUGAGCAACAGACCGGCGUACAUGCCCACGGAAGGGAAAAUGGUGUCCGACAUAAAUAAAGCGUGGAGAAAUCUGGAGUUGGCCGAGAAGACGUUCGAGGACUGGUUGUUGUCCGAGAUGAUGCGUCUGGAGCGACUGGAACAUCUGGCGCAAAAAUUCAAGCACAAGGCAGACGCUCACGAGGAUUGGACCGCCGGAAAGGAAGAGAUGCUCACGUCCCAGCACUUCCGACAGUGCAAACUAAACGAGCUCAAGGCCCUGAAGAAAAAGCACGAGGCUUUCGAGUCAGACCUCGCUGCUCAUCAGGAUCGCGUAGAGCAGAUCGCGGCUAUCGCUCAAGAACUUAACACCCUUGAGUAUCACGACAGCGCAUCCGUGAAUGCCAGAUGCCAACGCAUUUGCGAUCAGUGGGAUCGCUUGGGUACGCUCACCCAACGUAGACGUCAAGCUCUCGACGAAGCCGAGAAAAUCCUGGAGAAGAUAGACGUCUUACAUCUGGAGUUUGCCAAGCGCGCUGCUCCAUUCAACAAUUGGUUAGAUGGAACCAGAGAAGAUCUAGUGGACAUGUUUAUCGUCCACACGAUGGAAGAGAUCCAAGGUCUGAUGGACGCGCAUGCCGCGUUCAAGGCUACGCUGGGCGAAGCAGAUAAGGAGUACAAUUCAAUUGUGGGAUUGGUGCGCGAAGUCGAAUCCAUAGUCAAGCAAUACCAGAUCCCUGGCGGCCUAGAGAAUCCUUACACCGCUCUCACUGCAAUGGAUCUUACUAAGAAAUGGAGCGACGUCAGACAAUUAGUCCCUCAACGCGAUGGUACCUUGGCCGCGGAACUUCGCAAACAACAAAAUAAUGAAUUGCUCAGACGACAAUUCGCCGAAAAAGCCAAUGUCGUCGGACCAUGGAUAGAACGUCAGUUGGAUGCCGUAACUGCGAUUGGUCUCGGUCUGCAGGGAACUCUCGAAGAUCAGUUACAUCGUCUGAAAGAAUAUGAACAGGCGGUAUAUCAAUACAAGGCUCAUCUUGAGGAAUUGGAGAAGAUCCACCAAGCAGUUCAAGAAGGUAUGAUCUUCGAGAACCGCUACACUCAGUAUACCAUGGAGACGCUGCGUGUCGGUUGGGAACAACUUCUGACCUCGAUCAAUCGCAACGUUAACGAAGUCGAAAAUCAAAUUCUCACCAGAGAUUCGAAGGGCAUUACCCAGGAGCAGUUGAAUGAAUUCCGCAGCAGUUUCAAUCAUUUCGACAAGAACAGGACGGGCAGAUUGGCACCGGACGAGUUUAAAUCUUGUCUUGUGUCUCUGGGAUAUUCUAUCGGCAAGGACAGACAGGGUGACAUCGACUUCCAACGAAUUCUGGCUAUCGUCGAUCCCAACAAUUCAGGCUAUGUGCAAUUUGACGCUUUCCUCGAUUUCAUGACACGCGAGUCCACCGAUACUGACACGGCGGAACAGGUCAUCGACAGUUUCCGCAUUCUCGCUGGUGACAAGCCUUACAUCUUGCCGGAUGAAUUGAGGAGAGAAUUACCACCGGAUCAGGCGGAAUAUUGCAUUCAGCGGAUGCCUCCAUACAAAGGACCGAGCGCAGUGCCUGGAGCAUUGGAUUAUCGCUCCUUCUCGACAGCUCUAUACGGCGAAUCUGAUCUAUAGAUGAACGUAAUAAUACAAAAAUCGAUAUUAUUCGAAAUAAUAUCGAGAAGAGAUGAAAAAAAAACGGAUCGGGAUACUUGUCAAUUGGCAAGUGAACAACGCCUAAAAAAAUUUCUCCUACUAUUUUAGUACUUUAAUGCAUCAACGUAUUUUCAUGUGGCGAUACGUUUUACGAAAAUGGAACUCUAUGUGAGAGAGUACAAUACGUACAAUAAUAUGUUAUUACGCUAAAUACUAAUAAUUGUACGUGCGCAUAUAUACUCGAGGUUAUCGGAACGUUCGGGGUUAGUGAAGAAAGCGGGUGAUGUCAUUUUAACGUAAAGGGAUCUAAGUCUGUCACAAAAUAGGUAUUAACUAAGAAUAUCUUCCACAUGAAUGGAAAUCACAUAUCAAAUAUACGUACAGGGAAAGAAGAUUUACGUAACUUAUAUAAGUCUCUUGACGCGACAAUAAUGAAUAUCAAAUAUAUUUGGAUACCUUUCGUUAAAAGGAUAAGAAACGUAGAUAUAAACACGAAGUUCGAAAUUAAUGUACUCUUCAAGAACGUUUUGCUACAUGCUUACUCUUCUAUUCUCUUACAUAGUCCACACUAAAAUGAGACAAGAAUUGAAUUUUACUCUUUUUUUCUUCUUUUUGGAAGGACGGUAAGUGCCAAUGAUAGAUAAGAUCUUCUACGAUUCCUCUUUUCAAAAGGAAAGGAAUUGCAUCUUGAGCCAUACUUGAGACUUAUGUAAUGAACUAGCAAUUAUGGCAAAAAGGAGAAGCUCACAUAAUUGGAUGAAUGUAUAGUUGGUGAGUGCAUUGAUACUAGAGGCUCUCCGAAUUAUUACUAGAAUAAUACUACUGAAUAUUUAUUCUAAAGUCUUAAUAUCCUACACUUUAUAUAUGAUUAUACAAUGAAAGAGAUAUACAUAUAUUUUUAGACUUGCAAUUUUUGCCAUUGUAGCGUGACAUGAAUUUAGUGUUUUUGGAUUAAAUUUUUCUGAAUUUUUCGAAUCUUAUAUCAUUGUAUCUUCAUUAUACAUAUGUAUUUAUAAUUGUAUUAUGUGUUUGUCGAUAUAAUUUAAACGUAUAAAAAUUGUCAAAUUUUCGUCGCGUAUCGAGUGCACAUUCUAUAAAGCCAUAGAUCAAUGUUCGCACAAACAUAAGAAAUAAGAGAAACCGCUAAGGUAUUAAAAUCCAGAAGAGUAAUAAUAACGAGUCUUUGCGAGUCUUAACGAUAUAUAAAUCGACUUUCUCGCUAAGUAUCCAGAAAACGUACGCUCGAAAUCGAAUAAUGUCCAUAUUUUUUUAAUAAGCGCGGCAUUACGAAUCCUUAAACGACAAGCCGUCGCCUUAUAUACUUUGUAAAUCGUAUAUUAAAGAUAUCGCGAAACGAAUAUGCUAAACGAAGCAAAUUAUUUAUUUAUUUGACUUUAAUAAUUAUUUAUUGUAUCGCUCCGAUAUAUAUGUAUCUAUUUUACGGUAGUGAACGAAACACUUUUCUCAAAGUAUAUUUAUUUUUAUAAAUAUCCGUGCGAAGAGGACGAUAAGGCGCUAAUUGUAAUAUAGAGUCCAUCGUGUAAAUCUCCAAAUCUCCAGCAGCUACCAUUUCUUGUAUCACAUUUUUAAUACGUAGCCUUAUCUAUCAAAAAGUGAAGUCAGAAUCAUCAUUAUUGUUCGAAUCGUUGUGAAAAGUCAAUCUCUCGAUAAAAAUGCUCGUGUGUGAAAUAGCAAUUACUUUUAUCGGCGAAAGUAUACUGUAAGUUUCUUUCUUUUUUUUUCUUCCUCUUCGUUUCGCUUGUUGCGGCUUUAAUGCGCUUUUCAAUGUCUAUCUUAACGCGUUUUUCUUGAGAGUUCACUUAAUUUCUCAUUCCUUUUUAUUUCUUUUCUUUUUUCUCUCGGAGUAUACUAUAUAUUGGGCACACGGAGAGACGAGUAAUAUACGAAAAAUAUACGCCAAAGCAGAAAGUUGACUGCUGGAACAGUAUACAUGUAAAACGCAAAUAGACGAUACACGCACUUUUUCACAUACAUAUACGUACACAUGCGUAAGAGGAAAGCAUACGUAUUAUACGCCAAAAAGAAAAGCGUAUCAUUUGAAAUAUAUACGUCUAUGUGGGUGUAUGUGUGUGUGUGUAUUAUAUAUAUGUAUAUAUAAUACACACACACAUACACACUCACACUCACACAUACAUACAUAUAUUUAAUGCAUCGCGAUAUCAAACGAAUAUUCAAAAGUGAAGUUUGAAUGUUCAAAAAGUUCAUGUCUUCGAAUAUCUUGUUACUGAACAAUUGUCAAAUAUUGUCAUACAAAUACGAAUACAUUCUCAUUUAUAUGUAGCAUACACGUACAAUUGUAAUUAUUAUUUUAUGAAACAAUAUUUAUGAAAUUGCGACAAUUCGACGAAAAUCUCGCUGAAACACGAUUGUCUUGCGCUGCAUUACAUUUAUCAGCUACUACUGCGUACUGUUUUGCCCAUUUCAUCUUCCUAAACUAGAUUAAUAACAAAUAACAUUGUGAAACGCAAAAAUAUCGGGGAAAAUAAAGAAAUCUUUAAAAAAAGUA
Messenger RNA from Wasmannia auropunctata (little fire ant), 5550 nucleotides. RefSeq names its product alpha-actinin, sarcomeric (gene Actn). The record is from RefSeq and is a predicted model, not a curated record. Gene Ontology annotation, biological process: muscle cell development; actin cytoskeleton organization. Gene Ontology annotation, molecular function: calcium ion binding; actin filament binding. Bases 237 to 3002 code for a protein of 921 amino acids. Gene Ontology annotation, cellular component: cortical actin cytoskeleton; plasma membrane; Z disc. NCBI's taxonomy places the organism in Eukaryota, Metazoa, Arthropoda, Insecta, Hymenoptera, Formicidae. The transcript is spliced from 14 exons.